UUAGUUUUUCAUAUUACCCCAACAUUUCGCUUUCCGAUACUGAAAACCGCACCUUUUUAGCUGCUUCUUAGAAAAAGUUAUCAAAGAAAUGGCCGUGCUUCUUCUUUUUUGAAAUGGAUAGUAGUUGAUGAUAUUGACUUCAAAAAAACAGAGCAACAAUUACAACAAUUAAAAGAAGAUGAAGAAAAACGUCUCGACGAAGAAAAAGAAAAAUUAUGUCCAAAAUGUCUAGUAGUUUAUAUACCAAAAAAACAAGAAUUUGGACAUUGUGUAUACCAUCCAGCAUUUGUAUUCAGUAUUGAGAAAAAUAAAACACUAACAUUAAAUCAAGCUGAACAAGAAUGUAUACUAGCGAGGUUAGAAGGAAAAGAUAGACCACCACCGUUAAUUUGGAUAUGCUGCGGGAAAGAAUUUGCACAAGCUGGACAGGGCUGUGUCAAAGGACUAUGUGGUUUACCUGAAGAAUUAGCAAAACGAACUGAUAUUGAUUGGAUACAAACUGAUCCGGUUACUGUUGUACAACAAAGUUUCUUGAAUAAUCCACUUUACCAAAAAAAAUUGCAUAACAUCAUCGCUAAUUUAGAAAAAAAACAUAAAAGAAGAUAA
This is a messenger RNA of Didymodactylos carnosus, 606 nucleotides long. NCBI's taxonomy places the organism in Eukaryota, Metazoa, Rotifera, Eurotatoria, Philodinida, Philodinidae. The record is from the annotation of a GenBank genome assembly.